UGGACCAAAGAAUUUCUUCUGUAUAACAUAUCUCAUCUGCAGACAUUUUAUCUUCCUUAUAGAUUCGAUGCUGUAUUUUUGUAGCUUUUUAAUGGUUAUUUUGCUGGCUAUUUUACUCCAACUUGUUUUAUUCUCACCAAUAUCUCCUCAGAUUCUUGAAAUUCCUUCUCCCUCUCCAACCUUUACAUCAAACAGUUAUUUGCAGAGAGUAAGUAAACUUGGAGAAGGAUUUGUAGAUAGACCAGAAGAUGUUGCAGUGGAUAAAAUGGGAAUUGUGUAUACAGCCACUAGAGAUGGUUGGAUUAAAAGAAGGCACAAAAAUGGGACUUGGCAGAGCUGGAAAUAUAUUGGGAGAGAUACAUUAUUGGGACUUAAAGUGUCAUCUGCUGGUCAUAUUCUAGUUUGUGAUGCUCAAGAGGGACUACUUAAGGUUACAGAAGAUGGUGUUACUGUUCUUGCUUCACAUGUCAAUGGUAAAAAAAUAAGAUUAGCAGAUGAUGUGGUGGAAGCAUCAGAUGGGAGUGUAUACUUCAGUGUGGCAAGCACCAAAUUUGGACUCCACGAAUGGUUCCUUGACGUGCUUGAGGCCAAGCCCCAUGGUCAGCUUCUCAAAUAUAGCCCUUCGCUGAACCAGAUAUCUGUAAUUCUUGAUAACUUGGCCUUUGCAAACGGGGUAGCUCUGUCUGCAGAUCAAGAUUACUUAGUAGUCUGUGAAUCAUGGAAAUUUAGGUGCCUCAAAUAUUGGUUGAAAGAAGAAAUGAAAGGACAAACAGAGAUGUUCAUUGAUAAUCUUGUUGGUGCACCAGAUAACAUCAAGCUUGCUCCAGAUGGUUCGUUCUGGAUUGCUCUAAUACAGAUAACAGCUCCACGGCUAAAUUUCAUACACAAGUCGAGAGCUAUAGAACAUUUGUUGGCAACUUUCCCCAAAUUGAUGAAGUGGGUGAUGGGAGCAUACGACAAAGCAAUGGUAGUGAAUGUGGCAGCUGAUGGAAAGAUAACCAAAGGCUUUGAUGAUCCAACUGGAAAGGUCAUGUCAUUUGUGACAUCUGUGUUGGAGUAUGAUGAUCAUCUGUAUUUAGGAAGUCUCAAUUGUGAUUUCAUAGGAAAGUUACCUCUCACAACCUCAACUGAUUGAAACAUAUUCCUAUAAUGUAUGCCUAGCAAACAUCAUGCAAAUUUCUAAGGAAGAAGAGUAGCACUUCCAUA
This is a messenger RNA of Solanum tuberosum (potato), 1206 nucleotides long. RefSeq names its product protein STRICTOSIDINE SYNTHASE-LIKE 4-like. Lineage: Eukaryota; Viridiplantae; Streptophyta; Magnoliopsida; Solanales; Solanaceae. The transcript is spliced from 6 exons. The coding region runs from base 68 to 1135 and encodes 355 amino acids. Gene Ontology annotation, molecular function: hydrolase activity. The record is from RefSeq and is a predicted model, not a curated record. Gene Ontology annotation, cellular component: endomembrane system.